GAGACCUGUCUCCCGCCACCUCCACCAGCGUAACCAGUAGCGCGGCUCAGCUGUUUCUGUUUACUAAACAAAGGAGCCAGAAAUCAGUUCAACGGUGGACGGCGAGCGGCACGUUCGUGUGUCGGUGCUCUCGGCACACAGCACUGGUUACCUUUUUUUUUUUUUAUACACUCUAACCUCUGUUCGGGUGUCGCGAGGGGUCCACAUCUGGCUUGAUGAUCGCGGCGAUAUAAGAUCGCGAGUGAGCGCCCAAGAGAGACAGACGGAGAGACGGGAAUCAGCUUUGCCCGUGGUCCGCCAGGUCGAUCGGCCAGGGAUAUAAUAUCCGGUGACAUCUAGGAGGUCGGGCGCAUACGACGAGAGGCAACAUUUUCAGCCUUCCCGAGAGCGAAACAGAGACACAGGCUGUCCUUUGUCCCCGGGAUACCCUUCCCAUCCUCGUCCUCGACCGGAAAGGAAUCAAGGCGAAGGACCUUCCGUGAUUCCAUGCCACCCGGUAUACAGUGACCAACACCCGGCGACCUGUUGUCGAGAAUCCGCCGUUUGCGAUGGCCACGCAUCCGAUAGCCGAGCUUCUCCGGACCUGAUGCACGAUCGAGGAGCACCCUACCAAUUUCGACACCUGCGGAAACAACUGAAGUCUCUACUUUCGCGUCCUUGAUCCCGGUUUAGCCGAAAGAAUAAUAUCUCGUUGCAGAACAGAGCGAGAAACCGCGGUUGAAAUUGUUGCAGAUCGGACAAGUGCGCGGAAGAAUGCAGUAAACAUGCCGUCGUUGCUGGAAGCGCUGGAGCUGAAGUACGGUAGUUCAACGACCGACUGCUCGCUGACCGAUGAGGAGACGGAGUCUAGCUCGCCGAAGGCCGCCCUCUCUGUCAGCAUAUUCAUCCCGAAGAAGUCGCCGCGGCACACGGUCCCCGCUCUGCUGGUGCUGCAGGACUGCGACAUCGAGUGCGCCGGGAACGACGACGAGAAGCUGCGCAGCAAGUGCAAGAACGUCGAGGAGCUCGACCUCGCCCAGAACAAGCUCUCGCAAUGGACGGAGGUGUUCGGGAUCCUGCAGCACAUGCCGAAGAUCAAGUUCGUGAACCUGAGCUUCAACAGCCUCGCGGAGGUCCUCGAGAUCAAGCACGGUAGCUACGACCUGCUGAAGAACCUGGUCCUGAACGGGACCAGGGUGUCCUGGUCGACGGUGCAGGGACUGAUACGGUUGCUGCGUAACCUGGAGGAGCUACACCUGUCCUUGAACGAGUACAAGACCGUCGACAUAGAGUACCAGAAGCCGGAGAACGGGAACCCUUCGGUGAAGAAGCUACACUUCACCGGGAACCCGAUAGAGGUCUGGAACGAGAUCUCGAAGCUGGGCUACGUCUUCCCCAAUCUGGAGAGCCUGGUCCUCGCGGAGUGUCCGCUGAGAUCGCUUGCGUUGGUGGACAAUAGGAACUCGAACGACGAGGAGACCACAUGCCAGAAGAAGGAGCAGGAGAGCCUCUGCCAGGACAACGAGAACAUGAACAAUCUCGGGGUGGACGAGAACGGGUCCGUGGAUGGCAAAGGGAAUCGGAUAUACGCCGAGGGCAAGGUCAAUUACGACAGGUCCGAGUCCGAGUCGGAGUCCAGUGGGACCACCAUCAAGUCCUCCCACGAUCCCUUCAGGAAGCUGCGGUUCUUGAACGUGAAUGGAACGCUGCUCUCCACGUGGGACGACGUCGAGAGGCUCGCCAGGUUCCCGGUCCUGAAGUCGCUGAGGAUUCAGGGCUGCCCUCUUUUCGAGAGUCCUCGGGAGUACACGGAGCACGAGAGGCGGCAGCUGUUGAUAGCGAGGCUGCCGAACGUCGAGACGUUGAACGGCGGCGGCGUGAUAUCGUCCCAGGAACGCGAGGACGCCGAGAGGGCCUUCAUCCGCUACUACAUGGACAAACCGGAAGCGGACAGGCCUGAAAGGUACUCGGAGCUGGUGGCUAUUCACGGCAAGCUGGACCCGCUGGUUCACGUUGACCUGACGCCGGAGAAGAGGGUCAAGGUCACGUUCACAUACGGCGACCUGGUCGAGGUACGCUCCGUGGACGUGUACAGGACGGUUUUCGAGCUGAAAACCAAGCUGGAGACGAUGGUGAAAAUCCCGGCGAAUCGGAUGCGACUGUUCUACGUGGACCAGGUGAUGAAGGCGCAAUACGGCCCCGAGGAGAUGCUCUACCCGAACAAGCAGCUGUAUCGGUACAACAUACGGAACGGCGACGAGAUCAUCAUCGACAGCAAGCUGAACCGCUGCGUGUCCGCCUCCUCCGGCACGCCCUCGAUACGCUCCUGAAGAAGGUUCGCCAGCGAGUCGUCGGACGACUCGAAACAGACCUGACGAUCGUCAGGGUCCGAUCUCCAGUAACGAGCUGACGACCCGAAAAGAGAACAGAGAAAGGAGGACCGCCGCGAUCGACGAAGAUCCGCGAAGAUCGCAGGAAGUCGACGUCGGGGACACUCGAGAUCUUUUUAUAUAAGCAUUCUUCGAGUAAAGUUGUUUUUCUAGCGACGAACUGUGUACACGUCGUCGAUUCUUCAGGGUUCGAAGAGAAGCGUUUCGAAAAGAGAGCGGUGGGGGAGGGGGCUGCAGAGAGUCGAUGGAUCGCGAUCGAUCCCUGAGGGCGUCCGCCGGGUACGAUCGUUGGCCCGUGUUUGAUACUCGAUUAGAUCGUUAGGCGAAGGGCGUCGCGGACAUUUUCAUUUUUACACGAGAGAGAGACAGAUUCCGGCGAGAAUCGGCGACCCUUCCGCGAAGCUUCGCAAUAAUCGUUAGCGUAGAUUACAGCAGCCUAUCAGAGGAAAUGAAACCAGUUACGUACUUAGAAGAAGUAGUACUCCGCUCGCGGAUUCCUUCCUGAGUGCUGUGGGUGCUCGAUAAGCAGCCGCUGGGGGGACAAUCUCGCGUCGACUUACUUACACGGUUCUACGUUGAUCGACGUAUCUUAGAUACUAGUCGAAGACGUCGAGAUUACAGCGCCGCGAUUGUUUCUUCGCCGAAGAAGAAUCUUCAGAGAUUUCGCGGCCGAUUUCGUUCCGUUUCAACGAUACUCUCCUCUUCUUUUGUAACUAAUAUAAUUCGUAACUAAAUUUGUAGACUAUUGGCAAUUUACGGGGAGGCUAAGCGGCGGGGAUAUCGCGCGACAGCCCCCGGCGCGACUGCUUAUCGAGCGUCCACUGAUCUAGCCGGCAUCCCGGGUGCCACAGUUAUUACUUUGCUACUGUACAGUGAAGCAAGAAACCUUAGCAAUUGAUAAGUGUCUCGUACGGAAGAGAGACGUCAAAAAAUCAUCGUAGACCUUGACCAGUCGACUUAGAGACGAAUGAACACAGUGAGAGUGCUUGGUCGACAGUAGACCUGGACGGACUUCUAGUGUUAAUACGGUGAAUGUUGAGUAGUGAGAUGUUGACUCCAGUUUGUUGAUGUUCUGUAACUGUAAGAGGACUCUGUCUAAAGGCGAGCGAGUUGCGGACGAAUUUUUAAGAAAAAGAAAAAACAAAAGAGAGAGGAAGAGAGAGAGAGAGAAAGGGAGAGAAAGAGGGAGCGAACUAUUUUUGUAGACCGCAGUCGUCUUCGGACCAGUUUGCUGAAGACUAUGGCUGGGCGUUGUAAAAAAAAAGUGUACACGGUGUACCGCUUUGUAUCGUCCGCGCACGUGGACACACCGAAUUCUUUCGUUUAUUCCCGAGGACUCCGGUCGUCCUGGACGAUACCGAAGAAGACGAACGAACAGAUCUUUUUUCUGUUUUCCUUUUUUUUUUUUUAAAGCGUCGUUCAAACGUUAUCCAGCGUCGGGCGACGAGCCCCGACAUGGAACUUUCGGUCGCAGUCCCCAUGCAUUUUCGAUGUGUACUUAAGCUCCGGAGAACAAUCGUUGACGACGAAUCGGUUAACGCCAACUUUCUAUACUUUUAGCCGAUAAUUUACAGCCGUCUUUCACUUCGUGGUGUAUAUGUUGUUUUUCUUUGGGAUUCGGAGAGUGUGCAGACACCAGUUUCCCGACGAUGCCAUGGCCGAUCGUUCGCGCAAGGACACUAGCACGAAGAAACGGCAACGCGUUGUCUGCCGCGUGUCCCGCGACAACAGCGAGAUCAAGGAAGAGACGGGGGGGAACCUUGAAGAGUCACUUAGUGCCUGCCUUUUAACUAGCAUAAACUCGGAUACUUCUAACACUGCCCUUGUAAAUACCAUUGGAACGCGCGGACGACCGAGUUUCGGCUCCGCGACGCGACGCAACUUCGUCGACUCUUCAGGUGCGCGGGACCUGACCUUGGAACGUUCUUCGAUCGACGAUCUCAUUGAACCAUACUGUUACCGUACCGGAAAAAUUGUAGCAUCGACCCGCGUGCGUUUCACGUACCUAAAGAUUAUUAGAUACUCUUUCUUGCUGGAGAAUCCGAUACUGUUCUGCUGACAAUGGUUGCACACAAGAGCCUAGAACGAUACUUCAUGCAUAUUUGCUGCACGCUCGAAUGCACUUGCUGUGAUCUCACGUUGGGAAAAUUGAAUCAUACUUCUCCACGCGGUUAUUUUAAAUUGACGAGCGUAAGAGCGAACGUUUUCAUGACGCGUAAGAAAUUGUUCUAUCAAUUAUUUAAAACAUUAUCCAAUCAGAAGAUCGACGUCGAUCUUAAAGAACUAUGUUGUUCGACAGAAAUGAAUGUGUCUAUCAAUGACUAUCGUGAAAACCGAACGAAAGUACGUUCGGAGGGAUUGGAAACAAUUAUUACCGUAAGAUCAGAAAGUAUAUAGUCAUGGCUGCCGCUAAAAAUCGUCGAGAACCCUAUCGCGAGAGUUGUAAAAAACGAGUGUCCUGAAAUGUCAAUGUAUAUAGCCACGGAAAACCGAGCGGAGGGUUCAACAAAUGUCCUCGCACAGACACAAAGAGGCCGAACGUUAAAAAGUAUCCGAGAAUGAAAGAGAUCGGCGAUCUAAGGAACGCACAGGGGUCAGAGUUCGUGAAAUGUCGCGUUCCCCGGUUCGAACGUUCCAGCGGCAGGUCCCGAAGAAUGUGGUUGAGGGUUCGAGGGUCGGAAGAGUCGGCAGAGACGUGUUCCUCGAAGAUCGCACGCUGCAUCGCGACCGUUGUUGACGUCGGAAUUCCAGGGAACGCGGGGAUCGCGCUCGAUCGACACCCGUGCCCCUGAGAUCCUGGCGCGCAGUAUGUGUCUAGUCUCGGAAAAGGAGCUCUGCAUCAUUCUGAUUUUAUAUAAUAACGAUCCUUUUUUGUGCUGGCGCAAACGUGUACGUACUAACGAAAUAAAAAUCCUUUAUAUAUGAGA
Messenger RNA from Megalopta genalis, 5296 nucleotides. Lineage: Eukaryota; Metazoa; Arthropoda; Insecta; Hymenoptera; Halictidae. The record is from RefSeq and is a predicted model, not a curated record.